Messenger RNA from Rangifer tarandus platyrhynchus (Svalbard reindeer), 417 nucleotides. Lineage: Eukaryota; Metazoa; Chordata; Mammalia; Artiodactyla; Cervidae. The record is from the annotation of a GenBank genome assembly.
AUGACAUCUAAGAGUUCCAUGCUGUUAAAUUCAGUUUAUUGUGGAACCUGUUCACAGAAAUCAUCCAUAAAAGCACUGCUAUCCAGAUGCACGGAGAACGCGUCGAAUGCCCCUGGCCUGCCUAAACACUGCUUAGGUCAUCACAUGUGCAAGCCCGGCAUCCCGAGUGUCCGCCGUGUGCCAGCUGCUGUCAUUAAGAACCAGGAAGCACCGUUCCUCCUGGGAUGCCGUCAGACACUCUAUGUGACUGCAGCUGUCAGCCCAGCGCUGCGGCUUCCUGCUUCAUGGCUUCAGGGGCUUACUCUGGCUCUGCGAAGACCAGCAUCACUGAAAGAGCCCGGCACCUUGGACACACAGCCCGCCUGCCUUGCUCUGGGCAGCUGGUUCCAACACUUGGCAGAUGGAUACAGAUUGUGA